Molecule: messenger RNA, 1368 nt
Organism: Hordeum vulgare subsp. vulgare (domesticated barley)
Lineage: Eukaryota; Viridiplantae; Streptophyta; Magnoliopsida; Poales; Poaceae
Product: probable staphylococcal-like nuclease CAN2
Exons: 9
Coding region: 149-1192 (347 amino acids)
Cellular component (GO): cytoplasm
Source: RefSeq, a predicted model, not a curated record
CUUUACUUUACUCUUCACUUCGCUCCAUGGGUUAGAAUCUCUCUCUGCCAUCAUCACACUUCACACUUCACAAGAGAGAAUACAAGGAGCAGCACAGAGCUGAAGUUAGAAGAAGAAGAAGAAGAAGAAGAGCUAGGAGAAGGAAUCCAUGGGGAACAUCCUGAAGUGCUUCAGGGGAGACGAGGAAGAAGACCACUACCCCUACUACCAUCCAGGCUCCAGGCCCCACUACCCCCAGCAGCAGCAGCAACAGCAGCAGCAAGCUGAUGGCCAUGGCGUCGCCUCCCUGGCGCACGACCUCCUCAACUUUGAGAGCGCGUCCAUGGUUCCUGAAGGGCUCAGGCAGCAUGUUACGGCGUCCAAGAAAGCGCAGAUUAAAUGGUACCAGAAUAUGUUGGAGGCAUAUAAGAAUGCCAGAACCCCACCGAGAACACCGGAAGAGGCCGCCCAACUAGUUGCAACAGCCCUAAACUGGAUCCAGAGAGCUGAUUUGGAGGGUAUCCUCGAAUUCUACAACUUCCCCAUCCCAUCACUACCUGCAGCAUCCUCAAACCACCGUCCAUCCUUGCUGCCAGAGGGCGUUCAGUUUGUCUUGAACACUUUGCCGGUUAUUAACCAAAACAUUGGAGAUGGAGAUGGCUUUACAGCUUAUGUUGCCACAACUGAUCCGAGGGAGUCUGGGAAUGUUUCUAUAGAAGUACAUGAGAUGGUGAUUGCGAGGACUGAAGCACGCAAUCGUAGGGAUUAUAAGAGUGCCGAUGCACUUCAAAGUAGCAUCAAAGAAGCUGGAUACAAGAUAAUCGUCUGUUCAGACGAAGAGAUCCUAGCAAGGAAAUACCGAAUCAGAAUGAGGGGAAUUGAUGCACCAGAGCUUAAGAUGACAUAUGGGAAGGAAUCAAAGAGUGCUUUGGUGAAGCUCAUUGGUGGGAAAAGAACCACAAUUCAUGUGUAUGGGCAGGACCAGUUUGAUCGCUAUGUUGGCGAUGUCUAUUGCAAUGGUGUGUUCAUCCAGGAGAAAAUGCUGAGGAAUGGUCAUGCAUGGCAUUUUACGAUCUACGACAAGCGCCCGGAGUUUGCUAAAUGGGAGAGAGAGGCAAGAGCUGCACAGCGAGGGCUCUUUGCUUCACUCAACCCUGAGAAGCCGUGGGACUGGCGAAGAGAGCAGCGCAAUGGUGGCAUUCAGGUCUACUAAUGGCUCCAUCCAUGAUCCAUCCAUAUCUCCAACUAAUGGUCAGAAAGGUGUGUAUAUUUUGGUAACCAGGGUGGAUUUUGAUCAGCAUCAUCGUGCCACAAACUAAAUGUGCAGUAUGUUUAUGUAUGCUGCGAGAGUAAUGCUUUGUAAUUCGGCCUAUGGCCAAGACUCUGAAA